Molecule: messenger RNA, 4137 nt
Organism: Penicillium manginii
Lineage: Eukaryota; Fungi; Ascomycota; Eurotiomycetes; Eurotiales; Aspergillaceae
Product: Glycoside hydrolase family 35
Exons: 11
Coding region: 1-4137 (1378 amino acids)
Biological process (GO): dephosphorylation; carbohydrate metabolic process
Cellular component (GO): vacuole
Molecular function (GO): phosphoprotein phosphatase activity; beta-galactosidase activity
Source: RefSeq, a predicted model, not a curated record
AUGUCCGGGCAAUGGGAGAAGCACCCGAGGAAAUUCGCUGAAGUGACCAUCCGACCUCUUCGUAGGUCCCAGCUCGAGCCCAGCAUGCGUCUAUCCGGACUCUUCUCAGUCCUCCUUCUUGGCCUGAGCAACCUCAUCCAAGUCUCAGCAACCGACAACGGAAAAACAACAGACGUCACCUGGGACAAAUACAGUCUCUCAGUAAAAGGCGAACGAGUCUUCAUAUACUCCGGCGAAUUCCACUACCAGCGUCUCCCGGUGCCGGAACUAUGGCUGGACGUUUUUCAAAAACUUCGCUCGAAUGGGUUCAAUGCUGUUUCGAUCUAUUUCUUCUGGAGCUUCCACUCCGCCUCGGAAGAUGUCUUUGACUUUGAAAACGGCGCCCACGAUAUCCAGCGCGUCUUCGACUACGCAAAACAAGCCGGUCUAUACGUCAUAGCCCGCGCAGGACCCUACGUGAACGCAGAGACCUCGGCCGGUGGCUUCGCGCUCUGGGCAGCAAACGGACAAAUGGGCAGUGAACGAACAAGCGCCGAAUCAUACUACUCAAAAUGGUACCCCUGGAUAAUCAAGAUCGGCGAAAUAAUCGCGAAGAACCAGAUCACGAAUGGCGGGCCCGUCAUUCUGAACCAGCACGAGAACGAACUGCAAGAGACGACGCACAGCGCAGACAACACGCUGGUCAAAUACAUGGAGCAAAUCGCCGACGCAUUCAGCGAGGCUGGAAUCGUGGUCCCAAGCUCGCAUAAUGAGAAGGGUAUGCGGUCCAUGAGCUGGUCAACCGAUUACCAGGAUGUCGGCGGCGCGGUCAAUGUCUACGGACUGGAUAGUUACCCGGGUGGUCUAUCCUGCACAAACCCGGACUCAGGCUUUAACCUCGUCCGCACUUAUUACCAAUGGUUCCAGAACUACUCCUACACGCAGCCGGAAUAUCUGCCCGAAUUUGAAGGCGGUUGGUUCCAGCCCUGGGGUGGGUAUUUCUAUGAUACCUGUGCGGCGGAACAGUCUCCCGAGUUCGCGGACGUGUAUUAUAAGAAUAACAUCGGGUCUCGCGUUACGCUGCAGAAUCUGUAUAUGGUUUUCGGCGGGACGAAUUGGGGCCAUUCGGCGACGCCGGUUGUGUAUACUUCGUAUGAUUAUGCGGCGCCGUUGAGGGAGACGAGGGAGGUUAGGGACAAACUUAAGCAGACGAAGCUUUUGGGGCUGUUUACGCGGGUUUCGGGGGAUUUGUUGAUGACGGAGAUGGAGGGGAAUGGGACUGGGUAUACGAGUGAUGCGAGUGUUUUUACUUGGGCGUUGAGGAAUCCGGAGACGGAGGCUGGGUUCUAUGUUCUUGCUCAUUCGAAGAGUUCGUCUCGUGAUGUUACUACUACGUCGUUGAAUGUUAAUACUACUGCGGGUGCUAUCACGAUCCCGGAUAUCGAGCUGGCUGGUCGACAAAGCAAGAUCAUAGUGACUGACUACACAAUCGGCAAGACAUCCAGCCUGCUCUACUCAUCUGCCGAGGUCCUAACCUACGCAACUCUUGACGUCGAUGUGAUUGUGUUCUACUUGAAUAUCGGCCAGCAAGGAACAUUCGUAUUCAAAAACGCUGCUAAAGGACUUACCUUCCGGACAUAUGGAAACUCGAAUGUGACCUCCUCUUCAUCCGAGUAUGGUACCAAGUAUACCUACACACAAGGUGACGGAUCGACAGUCCUCAAAUUCUCUAAUGGAAACCUGGUCUACCUCCUUGACAAAGAAACGGCGUGGAACUUCUUUGCUAUUCCAACAUCUUCCAACCCGAAUGUUUCGCCAAGUAAGCAGAUUCUGGCCUUGGGACCGUACUUGGUUCGAUCUGCAUCUGUCGAGAAGGAUACUGUCAGCUUGAUCGGUGAUAAUGCGAACACGACAUCAAUAGAAGUCUACCCCGGAUCUUCCAAAGUCACAAAAAUCAAAUGGAACGGCAAGUCCGUCUCAACCAGAAAGACAUCCUACGGCAGCUUAAUCGCCUCAGCACCAGGCGCCGAGAACGCGAAGGUCUCCCUACCAGCCCUCAAAUCAUGGCGCUCACAGGACACUCUGCCCGAGAUCCAGCGCAACUACGACGACUCCCGCUGGACAAUCUGCAACAAGACCACGACCGUCAACGCCGUCGCACCCCUCUCCCUCCCAGUCCUCUACUCCGGCGACUACGGCUACCACUCCGGCACAAAGCUCUACCGCGGCCGCUUCGACGGACGCACCGCAACUGGCGCAAACAUCACCGUGCAGAACGGCGUAGCCGCCGGCUGGGCCGCUUGGUUAAACGGAAAAUAUGUGGGCGGCGCACUAGGAUCGCCGAGUCUGGCAACAACAUUUGCCGAGCUAGAAUUCAACACCUCGACCCUCGUUGAUAAGGACAAUGUCCUCACCAUCGUAACGGAUUACACCGGCCACGACGAGAAUAACGUCAAGCCAGCCGGAACGCAGAACCCGCGCGGGAUCCUAGGCGCAGUACUCGUCGGCGGCAACUUCACAUCCUGGCGUAUUCAAGGAAAUGCCGGCGGCGAGUCGAAUAUCGAUCCUGUCCGCGGCUCGCAGAACGAAGGUGGUCUCUACGGCGAGCGUCUCGGUUGGCAUUUACCGGGGUACAAUGUGCCCAAGAGCGCGGGCAAAGAAUCACCCCUGGACGGCGUGUCUAAUGCUGCGGGCCGUUUCUACACGACGACUUUCAAGCUGGAUCUGGAGAAAGAUCUAGGACGUGCCGAUUGGGUUGCAGCUUGGGGCGGCGGCGAAUACAUCGGCUGUGGUGCAGAUCUUUAUGAAUGGACGCUAUUCCCUUUCCCGCCGGGGAUCAUCAAUAAUCGUGGGGAGAAUCGGUUGGCGGUUAGUCUUUGGGCAUUGACGGAUGGUGGGGCGCAGUUGGAUCGGGUUGAACUUGUGGCGUAUGAGAAGUAUCGGAGUGGGUUUGAUUUUGAUGUGGAUUGGGGGUAUUUGCAGCCCAAGUGGAAGAAUAAUCGGGGGGGAGUCAUAGCUCCCUGGUGGAUCUGGGGAAAACCUUGGAAGUUGAAAGCUCCAGAAUCAAGGCGGGUCGUGACGGGAGAGUCUGUGCUGCCCAACGUGACCGUUACCACUUCCCCCCACCGCCAUUUGCACGCGCUAUUCAAUCGCGUCUUUCUCUUUUGUUUUGUUUUGUUCUUUGUUCAACAUUAUAAUCACAUACCAACCAUGGCUCGCCAGUCCAGUGUCGACCUCGACUCGCCCGAUCGGCCCUUUGACAAUAUCAUCAACUUCCGUGACGUCGGGAGAACGAUUAACCAGUUCUGCGGUUCUUCAAUCUUAAAAGAAGGCGUCUUAUUCCGAAGUGCAAGACUCGACGAUGCCUCCGAACGAGAUAAGCGCCGACUGGCCGAGGAACUACACAUCAAAACAGUGAUUGAUUUACGAUCCCAAACAGAACACCAAAUGGCAACCCGCAAACGACGCGCCGAGAACGCCACCUCCGAAGACACACAAGACGGCCCUAACAACAACGACUUCACACCUUCAUCCGUGCCCCUCGACACAGAAGAACACCUCCUUCAAAUCCCAGACUCACACCGCGCCCUCAUCAGUCUAACAGGCAAGGGCUUUGAGCGCGCCUUAUUAUCCAAAUUGGACUGGAUGACCUACCUAAAAGUUCUCAGCCUCGCCAUAUCAGGCUACCGCCCCGACGCAGUCCGCCUAAUCGGCGAACAAGUAAUGCAACCCCGCGGCCUAACAGGCCUAGCCCAAGACACCCUCACAUCCAGCACCGCCGAGAUCCGCGCCGUCUUCGACCUCCUCUCCUCAUCAACCACCUACCCCGUCCUAAUCCACUGCACACAAGGCAAGGACCGAACGGGUCUAAUAAUUCUCCUCGCCCUCCUCCUCGCCAGCGACUCGUCUAUCCCCCUCCCCGCACUAACGGACGACUACGUCCGCUCGGAACUAGAACUCGUCCCCGAAUUCGAAGAGCGGAUGAAGGAGAUUCGGGCGCUGGGCCUGGGCGAGGAUUACACGCGGUGUCCGCCAGGGUUUGUCGACGAUACGAUGGCGUUUUUGAAGGAGAGGUUUGGGGGUGUGAGGGGGUAUUUGGGGAGUGUGGGGAUUAAUGAUGAUAUGCAGGAACUUAUUCGACAGAUGAUUUUGGCUUGA